AUGAGCAAUUUUACAGUUGUUAUUGGUAGUUCUAAAUCUGCUUUAGAUAACGUACGAACUUAUUACUGGUGUGAGAAUGAGCAUGCAAAAUCUUCAUCUGAAAUCGCAAGUGCAGUAUUCGACACAUUGAUCAGCUUGGAUAUCCCAAGCGAUAAAACAAGAGUAAGACUGUUUGCUGACGGUUGCGGCGGUCAGAAUAAGAAUACAAUUUUAGUGGGCAUGUGCAUGAAAUGGUUGUAUUCAAACGCACCACCACACGUAAAAAAACUUGAAAUUAUAUUCCCCAUGGUUGGACAUUCGUUCUUACCGCCCGACAGGGUAUUCGCGAAAAUUUAA
This is a messenger RNA of Pieris macdunnoughi, 336 nucleotides long. Lineage: Eukaryota; Metazoa; Arthropoda; Insecta; Lepidoptera; Pieridae. The record is from the annotation of a GenBank genome assembly.